AGAUAAAUCUUAUAUUAUAUUACACUAUUGAUCCAUUAGGAGGGAUACAAUCAUCAAUCUUAAUAAAGACAUCAACACAACAUGCAAUAUGAUUGUCAAUAAGAUCAAACAUUGAAUUGGUCCAAGAAAAGUUGCUGAACAAUAUACAGCCAUUCAUUCUUAUUUAAGAUGAUCAACCCACCAUUGCCAUAGAUAAUUGCGUAACCAUUUCACAUCAAUUGCAUGGCCAAUAUGCUCUUCCUCUUGCCUAAAUGGUAUAAGUUCGACAUUGAAUGGUUUGAGUCUUAACAAAAUCAAAAUACGAAAAAUGAUAUACUUGACAACUAAUUUUAUGAACUAUAACUCACUUAAUGUGAUAAUAAGUUACAAAAAUAGAUAGUUUAAGAACUUAUUGGACUCUAUCUAUUGGGAUAACUACAAAAACAAAUGGAUUUUUGUUACACCUGUCCCAAAAUAUAUUGUUUGGUGAGUGUGAAUGCUUUUAACUUUGCAAAAAAAAAAAAAAAAAAGAGAAUGGAAAAAUAAAAAUAAAAAAUUGAAUGGCGGCAAAACCCUUGGUAAGUCAACUAACAGAGAGGGCCCUCCCAAUGAGCAUUGCCAGCUGGAGACGCGUUUCAGGUGAUAAGUGGCCCAUUCUUUGUUAGUUGGUAGUUAUAACACAGACAGCCACUCUGCUUUUACAAAAUUGCAAUGCGUAUAUCUCACUAUCCAUUGAUUCCAUUCUUUUCCAAACACCAAAUUUUCUCAUUCAAGCCUGCACGUUCUUCUCUAACAUGCAUCCAACUCUCUCUCUCUCUCUCUCUUACAAAUCUCUCUCCCCAUAGUUCAAAAAACAUUACCACCUUAUCAAACACUUCCAUUUCUCUCCUAACUCAAAAAACACAUCACUAGCUUAGUAAUCUCUUUCCAUUUCUCUCCCCUGCAAAAGUUGCUUUUGGCAUAUAUAGCACCCACAAUGUCCUCCAAUCCAUCAUUACCACCACCAGCUUAACGCCACCAUACACUUGGUUACCAACAUCAAAAUAAUGGGAGGAGCCAAACAUGGAACAUCAAUACCUCACUUCCUCUCCUUCCAUUCCCUUAUUUUACUCUCCCUCCUCUUGUUUCACAUAGAUAACUCCUUUUCCUCCCUCUCAGUGGUAAAAUAUACACCUACUGAUAGUUAUCUCAUCGAUUGUGGCUCACCCCAAACCACCCCUCUCGAUGAUGGCCGGACUUUUAAGUCCGAUCCUGAAACCGCUUCUUUCCUCUCCACAGACGAAAAUAUACUUACUUCCAUUGAUUCCAUUCCCGACAAUGUUCUUUCUUCUUCUCUUCCUUUAUAUAAAACAGCGCGGAUUUUUCGCGAUGAUUCAUUGUACAGAUUUCUUAUCAUUCGCCCUGGCUGGCAUUGGAUUCGUCUAUACUUUUAUCCACUUCCGCACCCUUCUUAUAAUCUAACAAGUGCUGUCUUCAGUGUCGCCACAGAUAGUGUUGUUCUUUUGCACGACUUCACAUUGAAAAAUAAUACCACAGUGGUGUUUAAAGAGUACCUCAUUAACAUCUCCUCGGAUGAACUCUCCCUCAAAUUCUCACCCAUGAAGAAUUCCUUCGCGUUCAUCAAUGCCAUCGAGCUUGUUUCUGCUCCUGAUGCUCUCAUUUCCGAUUCAGCAUCAGCAGUUUCUCCGGUUGGUGACUUCAAUGGAUUGUCCAAUUAUGCGCUUGAAGUGUCUCACCGGUUAAAUGUUGGAGGCCCAAUUGUUACUCCUGAAAAUGACACCUUGUGGAGGACUUGGCAACCUGACAACCAGUUCAUGACAUUCCCACAAGGGGCAAAAAGUGCGGCUGUUGCUCCGGACACUGUAAAGUAUUCAGAGGACGGCGCAACCCCUUUCAUUGCCCCCAAUUGGGUGUAUGCCACGGCUGAUCAGAUGGCGGAUUCUGGAGUGGUUGAAGCAAACUUCAACCUCACUUGGGAGAUUAGUAUUGAUCCAAGCUUUUCUUACUUCAUCAGAAUGCAUUUUUGUGACAUUGUGAGCACAGGCCUUAAUGAGCUUUACUUCAAUGUUUAUGUUAAUGGGAUGAUGGGUGUGUCAGUUCUUGAUCUCUCAACACUUACAUCUGGCCUUGCUGUCCCUUAUUACAAAGAUUUCGUGCUCAACGCCUCUGCCAUCACCAAUGACUCCAUAACGGUUCAGGUUGGCCCGGUUUCUAGUGUGCAUUCAAGCCUCACAAAUGCUAUUCUCAAUGGGUUGGAGGUCAUGAAAAUGAGCAACUCAGCUGGGAGCUUGGAUGGGUUGUUUUCUCUAGAUGGGAAAUUCCAGGGGCUGCAUUCAGGGCCUAAUACAAUGAAAAUUUUCGAGUCUGUUGGCUUGGCAAUGGGCGUGAUGGCUGUGUUGUUGCUUAUAAUUGGCAUUGUUCUAUGGCAGAGGGGACCUCGGGAUUGGGGGAAGAGGCGAAGCAGCUUCUCGUCGUGGCUGCUCCCUCUCAACUCCAGCCACUGCAGUUUCUUGUCCAGCAAAAGCAAGAGUAGCUACUCGAGUUAUUUCUCGUCUGGACUUGGUCUAGGGGGGCGGUUUUUCACCUUCAGUGAACUGCGCGAUGCAACAGAAAACUUCGAUGAAAAUGCAGUAAUUGGCAUUGGAGGGUUUGGAAAAGUGUAUCUCGGAGAAAUGGAGGAUGGAACAAAGGUUGCAAUUAAGCGCGGGAACCCAAGUUCAGCACAAGGCAUUAAUGAAUUCCACACAGAGAUACAAAUGCUCUCCAAGCUCCGCCAUCGCCACCUUGUGUCACUUAUUGGAUAUUGCGAUGAACAAGCGGAAAUGAUCCUGGUUUAUGAAUAUAUGGCUAAUGGCCCUCUUCGUGACCACCUCUACGGCUCAACCCUGCCUCCUUUACCAUGGAGACAACGGCUUGAAAUCUGCAUCGGUGCAGCUCGUGGACUGCAUUAUCUCCACACUGGUGCAGCACAAGGCAUAAUACACCGUGAUGUGAAAACCACAAACAUUCUUCUGGACGAAACUUAUGUCGCCAAAGUUUCUGAUUUCGGCUUGUCUAAGGCUGCACCCUCACUGGAGCAAACUCAUGUUAGCACUGCAGUAAAGGGCAGCUUUGGGUAUCUUGAUCCUGAAUACUUCAGGAGGCAACAGCUGACAGAAAAAUCUGAUGUUUACUCUUUCGGAGUAGUCCUGUUUGAGGUAUUAUGCGCAAGGCCUGCUAUAGACCCUAAAUUGCCUAGGGAGCAGGUUAAUUUGGCUGAGUGGGCGAUGCAACGGCACAGGAAGGGCUUGAUGAAGACGAUUAUCGAUCCUCAUCUUACCGGUAACAUCAGUUCAGAAUCACUAAUGAAGUAUGUUGAAGCAGCAGAGAAGUGUUUGGCAGAAUAUGGUGUUGAUAGACCUUCUAUGGGAGAUGUAUUGUGGAAUUUGGAGUUUGCUUUGCAGCUUCAGGAAGCAUCCUCACAACUUUUCAAUGAUGCAGAGGAGCUCAUUAAUUUAGAACCACUACAAGGAAAGGACACUAAAGGAGGCCCAAGUUUAGACAUCAGUGAUGACUCUGAAGUGGUAGUUUGUUCUCCUUUGUUUACAGAGACUUUUCAGGGGAGGUAAAAGUCAGAGUCACAACAACAAUUUGUCUUCUACACUUUCUUGAAAAUGGAAUUGAAGAAAGGAAUUGAAAAAGUCCACUCCAUCCUGCUUUUUCGAUUCUAAGGAAUCUGCUUUUAGAUUUCUCAAGUAGAGAAUGGCGAAGAUGCCAUGCGAUCAGCGCCACAAAAUGGUUUAAAUUAUAUCUAAAUCCUGCAGCGAAUUGUUUUUUUGAUUGUGUUGUGCACAAGUAAAUUCCUUUCCUUUAUGAAGUUGCUCCCUCAAAAUGUUUUCAUCCAGUUUGAUGGUUAUUGAGUGAAGAACUUCAAAAAAAAAAUUGUAACCCUUUUUAUGUCCUUCAAGAUUUA
Messenger RNA from Cornus florida, 3931 nucleotides. RefSeq names its product probable receptor-like protein kinase At5g61350. Gene Ontology annotation, molecular function: ATP binding; transmembrane receptor protein tyrosine kinase activity. NCBI's taxonomy places the organism in Eukaryota, Viridiplantae, Streptophyta, Magnoliopsida, Cornales, Cornaceae. The transcript has a single exon. Gene Ontology annotation, biological process: protein autophosphorylation. Gene Ontology annotation, cellular component: plasma membrane; plasmodesma. The coding region runs from base 1026 to 3587 and encodes 853 amino acids. The record is from RefSeq and is a predicted model, not a curated record.